AACGAAUCGGAACAAAUUUCAAUUUAAAUCACUGAAAAAUUGCUUCAAAAUACUCCAAAAUUGCUUCAAAUGUCUGAUAUUCGAGAAGAAAUUAAACAAUCACAACAAAAAGAGUAAGUAAUUUCGUUAGUUUUGUUCAUUUUUUGAGAUUGUAGUGCAAUUUUAUGUGUGAAACCUUAAUUUUGUUCAUUUUGUUGCGAUUGUAGUGCGAUUUUGCAAAAAACCACUACAGAGAAGAACAUGAAAGAAGAAACUGCAAAAUCGGAGCAAAAUGUAUCUAAAGAUAUGAUUUUGGAGAAAAAUACUUCACAGACGAGUAAUUUGUUGAAAAUUUCUGAAGAAAUAGACGAUGAUGAUGAUGUACCUCUUCAGUCAAGAGUAGACAAAUUGAAAAAAAACCGCCAAAAUGAUCCAAUUGUAGAUCCGGAACUUUUAAAAGAUAUUGACAAGUCAAUUGGUACGGAUUUAACAAUGUCUCCACUACCAAGUGAACAAAGUGAGAACAUUCCUGCUACUAAUGCAACAACUAAGAGUGUGUCUGCUACACAUAACACAACUGACAAAGAGAGUAGGGAUGAAAGCAAGCAAGAAGAAGUUCAACCAAAAGUGCAAAGCAAUCCAGUAAAGAAUAGUCUUGGCCAAAAAAAACCCAAAGAUGAUUCAAGAAUAACAACAUUAAAGGACAAGAUGCAAGAAAUACAUUUAGACAUAGAGAGAAACCCAAAAAAGUACAAAGAAUCGACAAUCAGAAUUAUGAGAAAUCUCAAAAGAAUGGAAAAGGCAAGCAAGGAAAUCAGGAAAGGUGAAGCAAAAAAGAAAGAAAAAGGGCCAAUAGAAGAGAAAACUGUGGAAAAAGAAGUACAAGAAGGAAAAAAAGGGACUGAAAAAGAGAAAAGCCCUAAAGACAAAACUGUGGAAGAUGUCUUUCCAAAGACAACAAAUGUAGAAGAAGGACAAGAGGGAAAAAAAGAGCCUGAAAAGGAGAAAAUCCCUAAAGAGAAAACAGUGGAAGAUGAGUCUACAAAGACAACAGAUCCGAAAGCACAAAUUGCACCUGAUUUUGUUCAAAUUGAGGAUGAAACUUAUCUUCUAGAUCAAGAUGAUGAUAAAGUUUCCACAAAACUUAGUGAGGAGACAGCUCCAUCAUCACAAAAAAGUGAUCAGUCAACCAAAAUGAAAACAAGAUACAAAAUGGUUGCAAGGAAAAACAAAAACAAAAGCCUUGUUGUUGUGCCAAGUGGUAGAAUUACAAGGAGCCAAGAUGUUCUGUUAGAUGAAUCUGAAAAGAGAAGCCUGAAGAAGGAUGUUGAACCUGCUAAAGAAACCGCAAAAAUAGGACAGAAGAGAAGAAUGUCUACAAGGAAUUUUCCUAUUCAAAAGGAAGCUGAUGCACCACCUCCAGCACCUACUCCAAUAAAAAAAAUGGCAGGUGCUCCUGCUGAAUAUCCUCCAGACCAAGGCAAAAAGGGUGGGAAAAAGAAAACUCUAGAAGAAGUGAAGAAAACUUCUAAGGUUGCUGGCAAAAGAAAAGCAGAUGUCAGUCCUGCCAAGAGAAAUGCUGGAAAGAGAAAAAAAAUACAAGAAGUACCAUCAGAUGAACCCUCUCAAGAUCCUACUGAUGAAAGUUCUACUGACAGUGAUGAUGAUAGUGAAGAGUCAGUUUAUAGAGCAGAAGAAGAGCCUGUCAGUGAGGAUGAUUAUGAGGUGGAGGAAGAGGAGGAAGAGGAAGAAGUAAAGCCAAGGAAGAAACAGGCAAAGAAAGGGAAUUCAGUGAAGGCAAAGGUUGAAAAGGAGGAGCAAAAGAUGGUACUGUAUGAUGAAGGAAAGAUUGAAGGUAGGAGAAAAAAGAAAAUGAAAACUGAAAUGGUUCAAGCAAUAGAAACUGAUGAAGUUGAGGAAAUUCAGGAAGAUGAAUUUGAGGAAGAGAAAUCUUCAAAGAGAGGAGGACAUGUGAAGUUCAUUGCAUGGAUAAAAAAGAUGACACCUACCCAAAAACAACAAAUUAUUGAUAUAGGGUUAGGAUCACUUCUUGACAUUAGUUUACCUCAACUUGAUCAAAAGUUCUGUAACUGGUUAUUGGGAAGUUUUGAAGAAAAUAGCCAGUGUUUUGAACUACCAAAGAAUGAAAAAAUAGAAAUUGAGGUAGAGGAUGUUAGGGUAGUUUAUGGCUUUCCUACAGGAGAAAUUCCAAUUGUUGAGCCAAAGUCUGAUAAAAUUAGUGAGGAGUAUGCAGAAUUUCUGAAGAAAUGGAGAAAAUCAUGGUCAGGAAAAACUCCAUCAGUGAGUCAGAUUGUGAAUGGAUACAUAAAUGAUAAAUUCACCAACAACAGACCACCAAGUGAACAUUUCAUUACUAACUUUUUAGCAGUGGCUGUGAACUGCUUGAUGAAAUGUGUAUCAAACAAUCAAUGCCAUUUCAAAUUUCUUUAUUCUAUGAUGGACAAAGAAAACAUAAAAAAUUUGAACUGGUGUCAGUUUGUAUAUGACUCACUUAUCAAAUGUCAUGUUGAUUGGAGAAAGCAGCAAGGCAAGGGGUUCUACAAAGGCCCUCUUCAAUUUGUGAUGGUAUAUUCUUAGAUACAAGAUGUUCAUUUAA
Molecule: messenger RNA, 2596 nt
Organism: Chenopodium quinoa (quinoa)
Lineage: Eukaryota; Viridiplantae; Streptophyta; Magnoliopsida; Caryophyllales; Amaranthaceae
Product: DNA ligase 1-like
Exons: 15
Coding region: 241-2577 (778 amino acids)
Source: RefSeq, a predicted model, not a curated record